Messenger RNA from Tachysurus fulvidraco (yellow catfish), 2762 nucleotides. RefSeq lists its product as uncharacterized. The record is from RefSeq and is a predicted model, not a curated record. Gene Ontology annotation, molecular function: kinase activity; pseudouridylate synthase activity. NCBI's taxonomy places the organism in Eukaryota, Metazoa, Chordata, Actinopteri, Siluriformes, Bagridae. Bases 897 to 2579 code for a protein of 560 amino acids. The transcript has 15 exons.
GCUGAGGGUGUGACUCCUGCCACGGUGGCUAUUCUGGAUGGAAAGGUGCAUGUGGGCUUGUCUUCAGAUGAGCUGGACUCCCUGGCCCGCAGUAAAACGACCCUCAAGGUGUCCAGGAGAGACUUGCCUUAUGUUAUCAGCAAGGUGGAAACAUUCAUAGUGCUUGAUUGAUCAUAAAAAAGACCUUUAUUAAGAAUAUGAAUGAGAUGUGAGUGAUUGAAUCAGUAGGGUUUGUCUGGAGGAACUACUGUCUCGGGUACAAUGAUCGCAGCUCAAAAGGCGGGAAUUGCCGUUUUUGUGACUGGAGGUAUUGGUGGCGUACACAGAGAUGGAGAAAAUAGUAAGUCACAAUGAGCAUUACUAAAAUAUAAUUGACAAUAGAAUAAUUUUAUUGCCUGUCAAUUCCCACCCACCAGUUGGCUCUUGCCUAUUACUAUAUACGACAAACCAGGAAGGUUUCAGUCACAACACAUGUGAAACACAUGAAGCCAGUUAUCAACCAGCUUCUUAUUGCGCAUCAAAGGACAGCAUGAAACAUUCUGAGAAAAGCAAUAUCUGUCCUUUUGAGUAUACCUGUACAUGAGCAUAGAGAUACCUGGUUAGAGUCACUGUAUUUGACAGAUGAGAGAUUGUAUAGAGAACAUGGCCACUUUUGUUCCUUUGGCAUCCAGGCACACAUGCUCCCUUUCUAAAGUGCUGCAUGUUGUCUUAAUGUUGACUUCUUAACUUAAAUGGCGCAUAUUUUAUGAUGCAUGAACAAUUACACUAAGUUGGUGGAUUCCAUGUGGAAACAUCCAGUGGCUUUUCACUGGACUGCUGCUUGGCAAUUUUCGCACAUGUGCAUUUAUUUGUUAGAACAGGUUUGGAGUGCUUACAUCCUGUGACGGGAAAUCGUAAUGUUACAGCAUCAUAGACAAUCACGUGCCACCAAAAGUCUGGGCAAGAUUCACAUAUGGGCCCUGGAUAUCAGCGCAGAUCUGACUGAACUGGGCCGCACUCCGAUUGCUGUGGUGUCUGCUGGAGUGAAGUCCAUCCUGGACAUUGGCAAAACCCUGGAGUUCCUGGAAACUCAAGGGGUCUGUGUAGCCACUUAUGGAGAGUCAAAGAGUUUUCCAGCUUUCUUUUCUCAUAAAAGUGGAUACACAUCUCCUUACAAUGUCCACAACGCUGAAGAAGCAGCUGAGCUUAUUGCGAGUACACUGUUUCUGGGCCUUCAGAGUGGACUCCUGAUUGCUGUCCCUCUUCCAGAUGAACAUGCUGCUGCUGGACAGCAGAUAGAAGAUGCCAUACAAGCUGCAGUGACUGAAGCCAGGCUAAAAGGAAUUAGAGGAAGAGAUGUGACCCCCUUCAUCCUACACAGAGUCAGUGAGCUCACCGAGGGACAAUCUCUACGAGCCAACAUAGCUCUAAUUCAUAAUAAUGCCAGGGUGGGCAGUCAGAUAGCACGUGCCCUUGCUGAGCGCACACAUCGUUCCCGAGGAGGCUGUAGGAGGCACAAGGAUGAGAAUCAGGCAUCAAAACCUAAAACUAUAGUUGUUGGAGGUGUAAAUGUUGAUUUCAUUGCUAAAGGUGCAAGCAAGUCCUUAUUGUUUGGACAGACAAACCCAGGAAGUGUGUGCCAGUCCUUUGGUGGAGUGGGAAGGAAUAUUGCAGACUGUUUGAGUAGACUGGGUCAAAAAGUUCUGUUUAUCUCAGCCGUUGGAGCAGAUUCUCAUAGUGAUGCUGUGCUCAACUACUGUAAACAUAUGGACACUCGUGCAGUUGCGAGAUUGCAGGGUCAGCGAACGGCCACCUACUGCGCUGUUAUCACAGAGAGUGGAGAACUGAGUCUAGGACUUGGGGACAUGGAUAUCCACCAGGAAAUCAAAGAGCAGUAUGUUUCACAGUACGAGGACCAGCUCUCCUCUGCAUCUCUUGUGGUUCUUGAUGGCAACAUUCCAGUUUCUACUAUCGACUACGUAUGCAGACUUGCUAAGAAACAUUCAGUUCCAGUUUGGUAUGAGCCCACGGAUGCUGAUAAGGCCUGUAAGCCCUUUGUUUCUGAAAGCUGGAAGGCACUCUCUUACACCUCUCCCAACCUGGCAGAGCUGUGCACCAUGAACCGGACUCUUCUUCUACCUACUCCACAGGUGUUGCCAAGCUCUCUGGAGGACGUGUUGGGGUGUGCAGCAGCUCUUUCUCGCCCCCUGCUGGAGCACCUGCAGUGCGUGGUAGUGACACUGGGAGCACUGGGAGUGUUGGUCUGUGGAGAGAAUGAGGCUGGAACAGUCAGUCUACGACCCCGAAAGCACAAACUGAAAGGAAGACUGUGUGCUGUGUACUACCCUGCGCUUUCAGUACAUUCUGACGAAACAUUCAACGUCUCUGGAGCAGGAGACAGUCUUGCAGGUGCAAUAAUGGCGGGGAUCCUACAGGGGAAAGACACAGACACCUGUAUACGAAUGGGUCUCCUUGCUGCACGUCUAUCUUUAUUCUCUCCUCACCCCAUUGCUCCAUCUCUGACUGCAGAUGCUAUUCUCCCAGACAGGGUGCACUCACAGCCCUGGCCCAAGCCAACCUGCAUGUGGAUGGAGUCAUAAUAAACAGGAUAUACCAGAAAUAUAACAGGAUAUAAAAUAAAAAUACAUUUGACUAUACAAAUACCUGCAUAUGACAUGAUAAUACAGAAAUAUUACAGUAUUAGAACAAACAAAUGGAUAUAACCAUGUGAUUUGAAUUACUUAUAUAUGUAAAUCUUGUAUAAAAAAAUUCAAAUAAUCCAA